UGCCAUUUUAAUUGCUCGCACUAAAUUAGCCCAACAUUCUCCUCGCUUCCUCCUCUUUCUCUCUCUACGCCCUCGUCUCCCUCUCUCUCUCUCUCUCUCUCUCUCUCUCUGCAUCUUCUUCUUCUUCUUCCAGUGCUCGGCUCUCUCUUUUACUCAACUGCUCACACUCCCCAAACAACCAACCCACCUCCAUCUCCAUCUCCAUGUGGUGCUGAGGCCGGAGCAGCAGCGAGGAAUCGGAGCGGUAGCCAUGGCGCCGUGAAUUCGCGCGAGGACGUGCGAUCUCUGAGAGAGGGGGGAGUGUAGUGCUCGAGUGAGUGAUUCGGAGGCGGUGCUGCAGCUGCGGCGGCGUUCGGAGAUGAGGCAUUGUUGGGGCGGUGCUUCCUCCGUCCUCCGGCUCCUCCUCGCGUUGCAGUGCGGGGUGGUGGUGGUGGUGUUGCAGUGCUCGGCGAAUGCGUUGGGCAGUGACGUCUCGGCGCUCAUCGCGUUCAAGCGCGCAAUCAUCGAGGACCCCCGGUCGGCGCUCGCGGACUGGAGCGAUGCGGACGGGAACGCCUGCGACUGGCACGGGGUGAUCUGCUCCUCGCCGCAGGGCUCCGUGAUCUCCCUGAAGCUGUCAAACUCGUCGCUGAAGGGAUUUAUCGCGCCUGAACUUGGACAGCUGAGCUUCUUGCAAGAGCUGUAUUUGGAUCGCAACAUGCUUUUUGGGACAAUUCCGAAACAGCUAGGUUCACUGAGGAACCUUAGGGUCUUGGAUUUGGGUGUUAAUAGGCUUACUGGUCCUAUACCUCCUGAGCUGGCUGGAUUGAGCAGCGUAAGCGUAAUAAACUUUCAUUCCAAUGGGUUGACUGGGAAUAUACCUUCAGAGCUGGGCAAGCUACAGAAUCUUGUUCAGCUGAGGUUGGACAGAAAUAGACUGAAAGGAUCAAUUCCUGGAAGCAAUGGUUCUGGUUUUUCUCCUACGGCCAAUAGUGGAUCCACGGCUCACAAUGGGCUAUGCCCUUCUCCUCGAUUAAAUGUUGGAGAUUUCUCAUACAACUUUCUUGUUGGAAAAAUCCCACCGUGCUUGAAGUAUCUUCCAAGGUCAAGUUUCCAAGGGAACUGCUUACAGGAUGAGUACUCUGUCCGGCAGCGGGCUUUCCAAAUUUGUAUAAGUGGUUCUCCGGCUGGCCAGCGAGGUGGCGUAAAGGGAUUCAAGCAUCCCACCUCUGACCAUAAACAUGAAAGAUCACCACAACCAACAUGGCUUCUCAUUUUAGAAAUUUCAACUGGUAUUCUUCUGCUUGUAUUUGUGAUCACUGGUGCAAUUACUGCUUCCAGAAGUUGCAAGCUAAAGCCAUCGAUAAGAAUAUCCUCGUGGAACAGAUCAAAAAGUUGGAGUGAUGAGAUAACAGUGCUGAUCGAUUCUGAUAUGCUGAAAAGCCUGCCAAAGUUAAGUCGCCAAGAGCUUGAAGUAGCUUGUGAGGAUUUUAGCAACAUUAUUGGUUCAUCUCCUGAGACAGUAGUGUACAAAGGAACCAUGAAGGAUGGACCUGAGGUUUCUGUCAUAUCAUUAUGUGCCUUUGAAGGUCAUUGGACUAGCCAACAUGAACUAUUUUACCAAAACAAGGUUAUUGACCUGGCAAGGUUGAAUCAUGAGAACAUAGCAAAAUUUCUGGGCUAUUGCAGAGAAAGUGACCCAUUCUCCAGGAUGCUAGUGUUUGAAUACGCAUCAAACGGGACCCUGUUUGAGCACCUACACUAUGGAGAAGGAGCUCAGUUAUCUUGGCUCAGACGAAUGAAAAUAGCCAUUGGCAUCGCGCAGGGUCUAAGAUACCUGCAUACCGAGUUGCAGCCUCCAUUUGCUAUCUCUGAGCUGAAUUCCAACUCUGUAUAUGUUACUGAAGAUUUUACUCCAAAGCUGGUUGAUUUUGAGUGCUGGAAAAUGAUGUUCACCAAACAAAAACAUGAGAAGGCUCCUGGCCGCAUCAAUAACAAAUCCUCUUUCCCUGGCCACUUGGAUUCUUCAGAGGACAAACAAGCAGACAUCCAAGGCAAUACAUUUGCUUUUGGAGUGAUUUUGCUGGAGAUCAUCAGUGGACGGCUUCCUUAUUGCAAGGACAAAGGCUAUUUGAUUGACUGGGCCAUCAAGUAUCUGCAGCAGACAGAGGAGAUCGGUAAGCUUGUCGAUCCUGAGCUGACCAAUGUCAGAACAGAGGAUCUCAUGGUGAUCUGCAGCGUAGUGAGCCGCUGCAUCGACCCUGAUCCAUCCAAGAGACCAUCGAUGCAGAUCAUCACAGGAGUUCUGGAGAACGGGAUCGACUUGUCGGCAGCCGCCAUCCUGAAGGAAUCCUCUCUAGCAUGGGCUGAGCUCGCCCUGGCGUUGUAGCAUACCAUUCUUACCGCUGUAAAUUCGUCCGUCACAUCACACACUAAUAUUUAUCUGAUCAUGGCCAUUGCAUGCUCGGAAUAUAGAGGAGCUGAGACGCACGAGCAGGCAGGCACUAGUUCAGUUUGGUCGUGAUACUGUAUUGACUGUUUUUGACUCAUAAUGCUGUAUGAUUUACAGUUGAUUGCCGGUAUUGCACAGCAGGUGUUUCUUCAAUGCCUCACCGGUCUAACGAAAUUCCUUUGUUCGCC
Molecule: messenger RNA, 2619 nt
Organism: Oryza sativa Japonica Group (Japanese rice)
Lineage: Eukaryota; Viridiplantae; Streptophyta; Magnoliopsida; Poales; Poaceae
Product: probable LRR receptor-like serine/threonine-protein kinase At1g63430
Biological process (GO): protein phosphorylation
Molecular function (GO): protein binding; ATP binding; protein kinase activity
Source: RefSeq, a predicted model, not a curated record